This is a messenger RNA of Electrophorus electricus (electric eel), 5671 nucleotides long. It is a transcript of the gene per2, whose product is annotated as period circadian clock 2. Lineage: Eukaryota; Metazoa; Chordata; Actinopteri; Gymnotiformes; Gymnotidae. Gene Ontology annotation, molecular function: transcription cis-regulatory region binding; transcription corepressor binding. The record is from RefSeq and is a predicted model, not a curated record. Gene Ontology annotation, cellular component: cytoplasm; nucleus. Gene Ontology annotation, biological process: negative regulation of transcription by RNA polymerase II; entrainment of circadian clock by photoperiod; circadian regulation of gene expression.
GCAGCGGUACGGGGUGUGAGGGAGCGCGAGUGCACUGUGUCAGCCAGUACGGCGCGCGGAGUCGACACACCUUCGGCGCAGACGGAGCGCGUUUUCAGGAUAAAGGUGCGCUUUGGGAGCCUCUCUUAGGAAGACAGCGCGCUGGCAGGAUCUCUGGGUAUAAUCUGGUUCCCCACACGCACCAGCCGACUGUGAAGAUAGGGUCAUUUUCUUCUUCGUCUCUGAUGCAUGCAGCCUACCUUCAUGUGUGAAGACCUGGAACCCAAAUCGUACCUGUUCUCCUCUCUGGAGUCGCGGGACCAGGCCACCAGCCGUGGUACCAUGGCGACACUCCAUCGAAUAGGUGGUUUUGCAGAGGGGGCGGAGCUUGGACUGGCCUCCGAGGGUAGUGACAGCAGCAGUCAGGACCCUCCUGCAUCGCCCCACAGUGACCACAAGAGGGCGCAUUCCCUGCACGAGGACGUGGAGAUGAAAAGCAGCGGGUCCAGUGGAAGCGGGACCGAGUCGCACGGCAACGAGUCGCACGGCAACGAGUCGACUGGAAGUUCCCGUGGCAAUAGCAAGGAUUCAGCCAUUUUAGAAUCAUCAGGAAGCAACAAGAGCUCCAACUCCCAUAGUGCCUCUCCACCCACCAGCUCCAAUGCAUUCAGUCUGCUGAGUGCCAGUUCUGAACACGACAACCCCUCCACCAGCGGCUGCAGCAGUGAAGAGUCCGCUAAGGCCAAGACACAGAAGGAGUUGAUCAAAACUCUGAAGGAGCUCCGGCUGCACCUGCCGGCCGAGAAGCGGCCCAAAGGCAGCAGGUCCAACACGCUGCACACGCUCAAAUACGCCCUGCGCUGCGUCCGACAGGUGGAAGCCAAUGAGGAGUACUACCAGCUGCUGAUGAUUAACGACAGCCAGCCAUCAGGCCUAGACGUUUCCUCCUACACCACAGAAGAGAUCGACAGCAUCACCUCCGAAUACACCCUCAAAAAUACGGACAUCUUUGCUGUGGCCGUGUCCCUGAUCACGGGAAAGAUCGUCUACAUCUCUGACCAGGCUGCGUCCAUUCUGAACUGCAAGAGAGAUGUGUUCAAGAAUGCCAAGUUUGUGGAGUUCCUGACGCCACAGGACAUCAGCGUGUUCUAUAGCUUCACUACACCCUAUAGACUGCCUUCCUGGAGCAUGUGCACUGGGGCAGAAUCCUCACCGUCCGACUGCAUGCAGGAGAAAUCCUUCUUCUGCCGUAUCAGCGGGGGGAAGGAGUGUGAUGGAGAUCUGCAGUACUGUCCGUUUCGCAUGACACCCUACCUGAUGAAGGUUCAGGACACCCAGCACACGGAAGACCAGUUCUGCUGCCUCCUGCUGGCUGAGCGGGUGCACUCCGGCUAUGAAGCUCCGAGGAUUCCCACGGACAAACGGAUCUUCACCACCACACACACACCAGGCUGCGUCUUCCAGGACGUCGACGAGAGGGCGGUGCCGUUGCUAGGAUACCUGCCACAGGAUCUUAUUGGUACACCAGUGCUCCUGCACCUGCAUCCAAACGACCGCCCCAUCAUGCUUGGGAUUCACAGGAAGAUCCUGCAGUACGCAGGCCAACCUUUCGACCACUCGUCCAUCCGCUUCUGCGCACGUAACGGGGAGUACAUCACCAUCGACACCAGCUGGUCCAGCUUCGUCAACCCCUGGAGUCGCAAGGUGUCCUUCGUCAUCGGACGACACAAAGUGCGCAUGGGCCCUGUGAAUGAGGAUGUGUUUUCAGCUCCACCCACAGCAGAGGGGAAAUUGAUAGACUCAGACAUCCAGGAAAUCACUGAACAGAUACACAGAUUACUGCUACAGCCUGUCCAUAACAAUGGCUCGAGCGGUUAUGGCAGCCUGGGUAGUAAUGAUCCACUGACGAGCGUGCCAUCGUCCAGCGAGAGCAACAAUAACGGAGGCCAUCCACACGCUGACGACGAGGAGACCAGCAGAGCCAAACCAAGAACGUUUCAGGAGAUCUGUAAAGGUGUACAUAUGCAUAAGAACCAGGAGCAGCUGGUGAAAAAGAGUCCAGGAAAACUGCUCCAGAAGGCAGUCCGUCCCAAAGACUCCGCCCACUCCGUAAACUGCCGCGAGGGCGUGGGAGACCAGCAGGCCCCCGUACAGGAAGAGGUGGCUUUCAGAGACCAGACCAUCCACUCGUACCAGCAGAUCAACUGCUUGGACAGUGUCCUCAGGUAUCUGGAGAGCUGCAAUGUGCCAAGCACUGUGAAGAGGAGGUACCAGUCAUCCUCCAACACCAUGUCCUCUAACUCGGAUGAAGACAAGCACAAGGCUGCUGAGCACUCCCUCCAGGUGGCUGAAGAGUCAGAUCAUCUGAAGCCCCAAGCUGACCUGCCAAAGAAAGCGUCUGCCUCGCGCGUGGUGGGCGCGCCCCUCACCCCCCUGACGCUGUCAUGCAAGGCAGAGAGUGUGGUAUCCAUGACCAGCCAGUGCAGUUACAGCAGUACCAUCGUACAUGUGGGAGACAAGAAGCCCCAGCCGGAGUCUGAGGUCACAGAGGACGCGGUGGAAGGCCUGGCACCAGUCCUUCCUCUUGCAGAGGUUUCUCCUCCCAACCAGGAGAGGGAGGCAUACAAGAAACUGGGCCUGACCAAGCAGGUGCUGGCCGCACACACGCAGAAGGAGGAGCAAGCCUUCCUCAGCCGCUUCCGUGAGCUGGAGGGGCUCCGCGCCUUCAAAGCCGACUGUUCGCACUACUUGGAGAGGAAGAAGAGGCACCUCGGAGCCAACGACAAGCAGAAGGCCUUCUGGGACAUCUCGCAUCGUUUUUCAGCUGGCCCAACUCGUGUUUGUAAGCAAAGGGGUUUGGCGGAACCCACGACCCGCCGAGGAGGCCGCAACAAGAAGACCAAGUCCAAGCGCGUCAGACAGAAUGAGUCGUCUGACAGCACCGUCUCCCACCAGAAGCAGCUGUCCAGGCAGGCGCUGCAGGGCCUGAACCAGACCUCCUGGUCUCCCUCGGACACCUCUCAGUCCACUUUCCCCAUCGCAUAUCCAGCCAUGAUGCCUGCCUACCCGCUCCAGGUGUACCCAGGGACCAGCACCGUGGCCCCCAGGGUGGACGCGUCCCUCUCAGGCUUUGGGGACAACCAGUCCAACCAAGAUCCACGUUGCUCCAUCCAGUCUCUGCAGAACCCCCUCUCUGCCCCUCUCGUCACGCCCAUGGUGGCUCUGGUGUUGCCUAACUACACGUUCCCGCAGAUGGGAGGCAACCCUCGGCAGCCUUUCUACCCGGAGCAGGGGACGUUCACUGCUCAGACGCCCUACUCUCCUCCGGGAACGUUCCAGCCUCCGACGACGUUCCCCGUACAGACUCAGUUCACCACACAGAACCCCUUCACCCAAUCAACACCCUUCCCUGCCCAGUCGUUUCCCUUCACGCUCCCAGAGAACCCGCCAAAGUCCACUGAGCGGGAACUGAGGGAGGGGCCUUCACGGAGCUCCACCCCUCUGUCAGCGGGUGGGCGGGACCAGUCGUCUCCGCCCCUUUUCCAGUCUCGGUGCAGUUCGCCCCUGCAGCUUAACCUGCUGCAGCUGGAGGAGAGCCAGCGCUCUGUCGAGAAACAGGAGAGUGCAGCACCAUCUUCUGGCGCUCAGGGGAACUGCAUCACUGCAGCAGAGAAGGGAGGGAAUGCUAGCACACAGGCCAAGACUGAAAACGAGCAGGAUGAGGGCAGCGCUGGUGAUGAUCAACACGGCGAUGCCCUGUCCUCGUCCAGCGACUUCCUGGACAUCCUCCUGCUCCAAGACUCUUGCUCUGGCAUGGGCUCAGCCACAUCUGGCUCCAUGGGCUCCGCCUCCAACGGCUGCGGGACGUCGGCCAGCGGACGAUCUGCUAGCGGGACCAGGAGCAGUCACACCAGUAAUAACAGCAGUAACUACUUCGGCAGUGUUGACUCCUCUCAGAAGUCCCACAAGGCCCAGGGUCCAGGCGGUGGUGUUCCAAGGCCGAUGGACGUGGCGGGGAGUGAGAGGUUGAUAAAGUAUGUGCUACAGGACCCACUGUGGCUCGUCACAGCCAAUGUGGACGAGGCUAUCAUGAUGACGUACCAGGUGCCAUCCCGUGACAUCCAGCAGGUGUUGCGUGAGGACCGGGAGAAACUGAGACAGAUGCAGAAGACUCAGCCGCGCUUUUCUGAGGAUCAGAAGCAAGAGCUGGCAGAGGUUCAGCCUUGGAUGUGCAGGGGAGGCCUGCCAAGGGCCAUUGACGUCAAGGCGUGCAUUGGUUGUGAGGGUCUUACAGAGACACUGGCAGAAGAGGAACUCCCCGAUCUGCACAUGGGAGAGUCAGAACCCAGCGACAUCGCAACCAAUCCUGAGCAGCUGCAGCAAAGAAUCUGAAAGGCUCUCUCUCUCUCUCUCUCUCUCUCUCUCUCUCUCACACACACACACACACACAUUUCCAUGGCUCAUAUGGUUGGGUAUUUUUGUUUUAGUUUUGGGUAUAGCAGUCGCAGUCUUUAGAGUCUGGAGAUUUCUGAGGGUUUGGAAUGUGUGUGUGUGUGUGUGUGUGUGUGUGUGUGUGUGUGUGUGUGUGUGUGUGUGUGUGUGUGUGUGUGUGUGUGUGUUGGGAGAGAAGUUCAAAGCCUCACUACAUCUCAGAUCUUUUUCAAAACUGUUCUUAGAAAAGUCCCUGUAAUAUAAACUUUAUGAACACACGUUGGUUUUUUUCUUUGUUGACAUGACCAUGUUGUCACUGAAAAGUAUCUUUCCUUUAGUCUAUUUUGUGUUUUUUGUUGUUUUUGCAUGUUUUAUUUAAUGGAUAAUUAGUAACAUUUCCUCUGUCAUUUGCUACUUUUUGUGCUGUAGUACCGUAGCCAGUGAUUUCUUUGGAUUAUCAAGUGUACUGGAAUUAUAACUUGGAUGUCAAGAACAAUUUCUAUUGGAAGAGGUCAUAAAUAUGUAUUUUAUUUUUUUAUAUAUUGAGAAAUGUAGCUUUUUAUCGAAUGAAUAUGGAGAGAUGUAUCCAAACCUAUUUAUUUAUCUGCAGCAGAAGGAGAGAAGUGAGACACAAAAGCUUGCUGAAAUAAAUGUCAAAUUUACCAUCACAAUUUGAGGCCAAAGAAUUAAACUAAGAAUGUUAUUUUACAAUAAAAUGUCCAAACAGGCCUUGUGUAUUUCUUUUUUUGUUGUAUAAACCCAUAACAAAUGAUACAGAGGAUCAUAGGAAGAUCUUUUAGUGGGUAUGUAUUGUAUAGAUCCCUCGAGAAAGGUGUUUAUUGUUGAAGUCCUGCAGUCCUAUUCCAUAAGACAAUCACUGUGGUAUUCAGUUGAAUAUAUUUCACAUCAGCUGUGUAACUCAUAAGAGCAGGUCUAUAGUCCUUUUAAGUUCUGCUUCUCCUUGGCCUGGUGGAUCAGUCAUAUCAGUAACCAAAACAUUUUCUAAGUACUUGAGACAGACCAGAUAAAAGUGUUUCUGCCAAGGAGAUAAUAUAACACACUUUGCAAAUUCAGCAGGGGACAGGUUGCAUUGUAAAGUACAAAAUAUAUGUUAUGGAUAAAUCUGUUGCUGUAUUCUUUAAGGCUAUAAUUAACACUCCAAAUGUUCCUCUGAAAAAGUGUUUAUAGCUCACCGAAUGUUGCACGUCUCGCAUUACGAUUACAUGUUUGUCUGGAAUAAAAAUGCAUUUUAUAAAAGAAA